Molecule: messenger RNA, 105 nt
Organism: Fulvia fulva
Lineage: Eukaryota; Fungi; Ascomycota; Dothideomycetes; Mycosphaerellales; Mycosphaerellaceae
Exons: 2
Coding region: 1-105 (34 amino acids)
Source: RefSeq, a predicted model, not a curated record
AUGUCCCUAGCUAAGAUUAACGCGGCUAGCGUAGAUCCUAUUUUAGAGGACGAUAAAUUUAAUAUUAGGAGCCGAGAAGGAGGUAAUAGUAAAGGGGUAGAAUAA